Penicillium riverlandense is the source of this 552-nucleotide messenger RNA. RefSeq lists its product as uncharacterized. Lineage: Eukaryota; Fungi; Ascomycota; Eurotiomycetes; Eurotiales; Aspergillaceae. The record is from RefSeq and is a predicted model, not a curated record. The coding region runs from base 1 to 552 and encodes 183 amino acids. The transcript has 3 exons.
AUGUUGGAAUUUGAAUCAGUGAUACACGAAAACGUCAAAUCACUAUGUUAUCUCACAGUACGCCUUUGGGCGACACACUGGCUUCCGCUCUCUCAAGGAGCCUCGGACACCACUUACCUGGAAAUUGAGACUUAUAUCUACGUUCGAGUACUCCCGAGUGACGAGACACUUUCCUCUAUUGAUCUAUUUGGUGAACAUGUUACCCACUCUAACCUCGUAGACAAUCCGGAAUUUGCGCAUAGUCACCAGAUGCAGCAGAUGAUCCAAAGUCCUUCAAAGCUCAUUAGAGAGGUCAAAUGCAAAGUGCGAAACAUCUUUGAUGAACAUCAGCGUCUGGGGCUCGAGUCUAAGUCUAAGUCUCACUUUGGAGAAAUUAACUGUUCUUUGAAAAGGCCAAGGGCUAUAUACCCUGGAAGAUCGGCCAACAAAGACGCCCCUCAGAGUGAAAAGAGCUUGGAACGCUUGAAAGAUAAUGCCUUUUUUCUUAUGAUGGCUGGUUCCCGGCGCUCCUUAACAAGCACUUGCAAUUGCCUUUUUCCAUACAUUCAAUAA